CAUUCGAAUUCCCGAACGGAAAACCUUCUGAACCCUUUACUCCGGCCUGUUGCUUCAGUACAGCGUCGGGUAAGGUAGGAGCAGGACAUGCUCUGGUGAGUGGCACACAUGCAUGUAAAGGCUUUAUGAAGAAUUAAAAUGUUACUGUUGGAAAAUAAAAAUUGACUGAGGUCCAUGAAGUUUGCUGUGCAUAGCGCCGAGGACUAAGACGGACAUCAGGGUGGAGCACACGGCUGUUGCUGUACUCGCCGAGGUGUUGACAGAAUAGUUUAGUAUUUUACAGGACAUUUUCGACCAAGAUUGGCCUCAACUACUAUUUCAAAAUUACACAAGUGUCUGUACCUGUAAUUCGUGUUUAGAAACUUUAAGGAAUUACCUGUAAAACAUUUGAACUAUAGGUAUGUUAUCAGCGAGGCAUGUAAUAAGGUGAAUACUAUACGCGGACUACUGUCUGUAGCGGUGGUUGGUGGUUUAACCAUUGAAUUGAAAUUGAAAAUUCGUGCAGCGUUUCCUGGUCUUCUGCUGAACUAUUACGUGGUCUUGUUACGUUGUGUAUAUGAGCGUGUUGAAGGCAGUGUUGGGUCAAGCUCUUGUCCCCGGCCUGACCUCCCUAGACGAGGUACUCCAGCUCUCUCGUCUUCAGCUCAAGGCCUGCCGGGCGCUCACCCUCCUGCUGGCGCUGUCGGCGGUGCUCGACGCCGUCAGUGCCGACCCCGUCGCAGACCCCAUCAAGAGAAAGGGAAAAGGAGGACAGGGUGGAGUCUAUUAUCGGCCUGUUGUCAUCAUGCGAAGCGGCUAUGGUGAUGGUGGCGGCUAUGGUGGUGGUGGCGGCGGCUAUGGUGGUGGCUAUGGCGUUAGCGUUGGUUAUGGUGGCGGUGGCGGCUACGGUGGUGGCGGCUAUGGCGGUGGCGGAAAAGGCAAGGGUGGUGGAAAAGGUAAAGGAGGAGGCCUAUUUGAUGAUUUCUUCAAAGGCGGUCUAUUUGGAAAAGGAAAGGGUGGAGGUGGUGGUUAUGGCUACGGCGGUGGUGGCGGCUACGGUGGUGGUGGCGGCUAUGGUGGUGGAAAAGGCAAAGGAGGCGGAUUUGGAGACCUCUUCAAAGGCGGUCUCUUUGGAGGUGGAAAAGGAAAAGGAGGAGGUGGCAGUUAUGGUGGUGGCUACGGCGAUUAUGGCGGCGGUGGCGGCUACGGAGGCGGUAAGGGUAAAGGAUUUGGCGGGCUUGAAGAUCUUUUCAAAGGUGGUCUCUUCAAAGGUGGUCUCUUCGGAGGUGGAAAAGGCAAAGGUGGUAAAGGUGGUGGCGGCGGCUACGGAGGUGGAGGCGGUGGCUACGGAGAUGUAGGCCAUGCAGGAAGCAGCUACGGAGGCCACGGAGGCGGCGGCUACGGAGGUGGAGGCCAUGGAGGAAGCAGCUACGGAGGUGGAGGCCACGGAGGCGGCGGCUACGGAGGUGGAGGCCAUGGAGGAAGCAGCUACGGAGGCGGCGGCUACGGAGGCCACGGAGGCGGCGGCUACGGAGGUGGAGGCCAUGCAGGAAGCAGCUACGGAGGCGGAGGCCAUGGAGGCGGCGGCUACGGAGAUGUAAGCCACACAGGAAGCAGCUACGGAGGUGGAGGCCACGGAGGAAGCAGCUACGGAGGUGGAGGCCAUGGAGGCGGUGGAGGUCAUGAAGGCGGUGGAGGCUUUUAUGAAACCGUCGUCGUCGACCACGGAGGGGGAAGUCAUGGAGGCGGAGGUUACGGAGGUGGAGACCACGGAGGUGGAGGCCACGGAGGCGGCGGAGACCACGGAGGCGGCGGUCACGGAGGUGGAGACCACGGAGGCGGCGGUCACGGAGGUGGAGGCUAUAGUCGAUAGAAACCAUGCCGUCUGAGUCCAAGGUGCCAUACCUCUACCGCUGUGAGAAGACAGCUUCACCAAACAUGGCAAGUCAUGGUGCGCUUUGAGUCUCCUCUCCCCCCCACCCCCCACUCACAUCAUCUUGAGUCUCCUCUUUCGCCACUCACAUCAUCUUGAGGCUCCCAUCCCGGCACCCCACAUAAUUUUUAAAGGUCUACUCCCGCCAUCAACCCAUCAAUGCAAUCUGAGACUCUUCAGCUAUCCCACAAUCCGUUUAAGACUCCUUUCCCACCCCCCCACAUCAUCUUAAGGUUCCUCUACCACCCCUAACUUUCAUAUCAUUUUCACACUGGAUCUCUUAUUCACGGAUCUUAUUCAUUUAAGGUGAUGGAGAAGAUCGUGAGGAAAAGGGUCGUAGACAUCUUGAGGGAAAUAGCUUUGUAGCACACCACCAUGGGUUCAGGAAUGGUAAAUCGUGCCUCACAGGCUUAAUAGAAUUCUAUGACCAGGCGACAAAAAUUAGGCAAGAAAGAGAAGGGUUUCUUGGACUGCCAAGAAAAGCGGUAUCCAAGAAAAUACCGCAUUUUCUUGGAUUGUCAGAAAGUCUUUGACACGUUAAACCAUAAGUGGCGUAUUGGCUGUUACAAAAGUUGAGAAACAAGCAAGAAUAAAAGGUAAGGGGCUCAUUGGAUAAGGGAGUAUCUACGCAACAGGAAACAGCGAGUAACUGUGAGAGGGGAGACAUCUGGUUGGCGAGAUGUCACAAGCGGAGUCCCAUAAAGCUCUGUACUUAAACCUAUCCAGUUUCUACGAUAUUCCAGAGGGUAUAGACUCGUUCCUCUCAAUGUUUGCUGAUGAUGCAAAAAUUAUGAGAAGAAUCAGACAGAUGAAUAUAGACAGAGGCUACAGGACGACCUAGACAAACUGGAGGAAUGUUCUAGAAAAUGACUACUAAAGUUAAACUCAGGAAUUUGUAAAGAAAUGAAAUUAGGCGAAGGGAGUAGAAGGCUGAACACAAGGUACCGUCUGAGAAGUAAAAAUCUUGCAAGAGUUAAAUAGAAAAAAGAUACGGGGCUUGAUAUCACACCGAACUGUCCCCAGAAGCCCACAUUAAAAUAUCAUCAUCAGCGGCAUAUGCUAGAUUGGCCAACAUAAGCACUGCCUUUAGAAACUUGUGUAUGGAAGAACCUUGUAUACCACUUAUAACAGACCAAUCCUGGAAUAUGAAGUUCCAGCCUGGAGACCAUACCUAGUUAAACUCUUAACAAAGUUAAAGAAAAUUUAGAGGUAUGCCACCAGACUAGUGCCAUAACAGAUAGGUAUGAACUGCGAGGAAAGGCAAUGGAAAUUAAACCUCACGUCCCUGGGAAGACAGAAGAGUAAGGGAAGACAUGAUCACCAAAAUUCUAAGAGGAAUUGAGAGACAAACUAUUUAGCAUGGGUGG
This is a messenger RNA of Procambarus clarkii (red swamp crayfish), 3279 nucleotides long. RefSeq lists its product as uncharacterized. The record is from RefSeq and is a predicted model, not a curated record. NCBI's taxonomy places the organism in Eukaryota, Metazoa, Arthropoda, Malacostraca, Decapoda, Cambaridae.